CAAGAAUCAAACCCAGGCGGUCUGACACGAGACACAGGUGUUAUAACUAAUGUCUUAAACAGUAGGCCACAGGCGCAUCCAUUCACUCACUCUUUUAAAAAGAUACUUGAUAAGCACCUAUAACAUGCCGAGCACUGAGGGAAAUGCAGAAAUGCAUCGAGGUCUUGCUGGCUAGGCAGCCUGUGAAGACCAGGAACGCCCUACAGAAAACCUGCUGAGGAUGAUGAGGGAAGAGUGGGCAUGCUGAGGACAGAAGGGGGGCUUCUCACUCUGCCUGAGGUCAGGAAGCCCUGAGGGAAGAGUGGGGCAGCACCCUGGUGGAGGAACAAGUAGAAUGCAUGGAAGUGUGAAAGGCCAGUUCUGAGAAGAGGUAGUUCUGGCUCGGGACGGCCGGAGAACAGGAUGGACGUGGGCGGCCCGUCUGCAGAAGCAGAAGCACCUUGCAUGCUAAGCUGAAAGUCUUCAUCCCCGGGGCCACAGAUCACAAAAGAAUUGAGAGCAGAGAAGCGACUUGAUUGGAAUUGCAACUAGGAGGGCUGUCUGUGGCUGUGAGGACAGAGAGCAGCAGGUGCGACUGCUGCCGAAGGCCAGGCGAGAGUCAAUGAGGAGAACGUGGGCUGGUGUGGGCUGCUCGUCACCACGCAUUAGCCAACCACGUGCAUGUGAAAGAGGCUGACUUACAAGAAUCUGCUCCUCAAAGCCCAGCUAAGUCCAUGGCCAACUUCCACUUCCCUCCGGAUGCUUUCACUUCUGAGGCGUCUCGUUCUGAGUCAAGAUUCCUCCUCCUGAACAUGGGACUUUCCAGGAGGAUCACAGCUCCUUCGGUGCCUCCACUCGGCCUGGGAUGUGCAGGAUCUGUGCUGUCGGGGGAGCAUGCCAGCUCCUCUGGAGAAGGACGGCCAUGUGUUCCCUGUGGAGCCUUCUUCUCUGGGAAGCACUCCUGCCCACAGCAGCUACUGGCGCCCAGGUGUUGAGCAUGGUCGGUAGCUCGGCGCUGCUGGCGGCCCAGCAUCCCCCUGGCUUCCAAGUCCGAGAGGCCAUCUGGAGAUGUUUCUGGCCUUCAGAGGAGCUCCUGGCCACAUUCUUCCGAGGCUCCCUGGAGACUCUGUACCACUCCCGCUUCCUGGGCCGAGCCCAGCUGCACACCAACCUCAGCCUGGAGCUCGGGCCACUAGAAUCUGGAGACAGCGGCAACUUCUCUGUGCUGAUGGUAGACAUGGGAGGUCGGACCUUAACCCAGACCUUACAGCUCAAGGUAUACGAUGUAGUGCCCAGGCCGGUGAUACAAGUGUUCACCGCGGUAGCAGAGGAAGCUCAAUUCCCCAAAGCCUGCCAGGUCUUCCUGUCCUGCUGGGCCUCCAACAUCAGUGACAUAACCUACAGCUGGCGACGGGAUGGGACAGCAGACUCCGGUGUCGAACCACACAGCCUGUUCGUGGACGGACAGGUGCUGAGCAUUUCCCUGGGACCAGGAGACAGGGACGUGGCCUACUCCUGCAUUGUCUCCAACCCUGUCAGCUGGAACUUGGCCACAGUCACCCCCUGGGAGAGCUGCCAUCAUGAGGCAGCACCAGGAAACACCUCCUACAAAGAUGUGCUAUUGGUGGUGGUGCCAGUCUCACUGCUCCUGAUCCUCGUUGGUCUCUUCUUUGCCUGGCAGUGUGGCCGCUGCUCAGGGAAAAAGAAAAAGGACGUCUGUGCUGAGGGAACGACUCCAGAAGCAGAGAGCCCUCUUGUGUAAGAUCUGCCAUGGAGAAUGGUGAAAUCUGACACCUGGACCACCAGGAACCCCGCUGCCCAUGCACAGGACGCUCUAGGACAGGGCAGGUGCUUGGAAGCCACCAUGGACCUCAUACCUCCCAUGUCACUCCACCCUGCCUCCCAGGAGCAGUGCAGGGAGCUGUCAUGACGGGUGACAAAAAGCACUGGCAUGGGACGGGUAUUGUGGCAUAGCAGGUUAAGCUGCUACCUGGGAAACUCAUAUUCUGUAUCCACGUGCCCGUUUCAAGCCCAGCUACUCCACUUCUGAUUCAGCUCUCUGCUAAUGCACCUGAGAAGCAGCAGAUGAUGACUAAAGUGCCUGAGCUCUUGCCUCCCAUGCGGGGAAUGCAGAUGGAGUUCCAGGCUCCUGACUUCAGCCUGGCUCAGCCCCAGCUGUUGUGGCGUUUUGGGAAGUGAACCAGUAAAAGGAAGAUUCUCUCUCUCUCUCUCUCUCUCUCUCUCUCUCUCUCUCUCUCUCGGUGUGUGUGUGUGUGAUUCUGCUAUUCUACCUUUCAAACAAACAAAUAAAUCUUUAAAAAUAAAUAAAAUCACUGCCACAACCCACCAUACAUCCCCUUCUUUCUCCUCACUUUUCAUGUCCUGGCUCUACUCUGGACAAGAUAGGACUAACGAAGUGUUCUCCAAAGGACACUGGAAGUUCUCAAGGACCCACAGGGACUCUGACUGUCUAAUGCACUCAUUCUCCACCGCUGUUUAUAAAUUAUUAACCAUGGAGCUGCUGUAGUGUCAUAGCGGGUAAAGCUGGCACCUGUGACAUGGGCAUCCUAUGUGGGCACGGGUUCUUGUCCUGGCUGCUCCACUUCUGAUCCAGCUCCCUGCUAACAGCCUGGGAAAUGCAGUAGAAGAUGGCCCAAAUGCUUAAGGCCCCUGCCACCCCCAUGGGAGACCCAAAUGAAGCUCCUGGCUCCUGGCCCAGCCCUGACCAUGGCAACCAUCUGGGGAGUGAGCCAGCAGAUAAACUAUCUCUCUCCCUUUCUCUCUUUUUCUCUCUCUCCUUCUCCAUGACUUUCAAAUAAAUAAAUCUUUUAAAAAUUA
Oryctolagus cuniculus (rabbit) is the source of this 2817-nucleotide messenger RNA. It is a transcript of the gene SLAMF8, whose product is annotated as SLAM family member 8. Gene Ontology annotation, molecular function: signaling receptor activity. The record is from RefSeq and is a predicted model, not a curated record. Gene Ontology annotation, biological process: leukocyte chemotaxis involved in inflammatory response; regulation of B cell differentiation. NCBI's taxonomy places the organism in Eukaryota, Metazoa, Chordata, Mammalia, Lagomorpha, Leporidae. Gene Ontology annotation, cellular component: membrane.